AUGAUGGACCCCAAGUUCUUCAGCGCCUUCUUAGCAGGGGCGGCGGCAGCAGGAGCAGCAUUUGGCUGCAUGUUCGCAAGGAAUGAGAUGUCAGCGAGCAAGUGGAGGAGAGGAGUGAACGAGAGAGACGGAGAGGCUCGGAGUGUGUUGAACAAGUCAACGAACAAACUGGGAAGAGAUAAGGCAGGGAGGAACAAGAAGAACAAGCGCGAGGAGGAGGAGGAGGAAGUAGAGGAGGAGGAGGAGGAGGAGGAGGAGGAGGAGAAGGAAGUAGAGGAGGUGGAGGAGGAUGAAAGCAGCGAAGACGAUGACGAAGUCGAAGAAGCAACAGCACGUUCCUCUGCCAAGAAGCUUAACGGCCUUUCUACUCGUGACAAGAAGAUUUCAACUGGAAUGAUGAGAGAGAAAGAUGUAGAUGGGGAUGAAGAAAAAAGCAGCAGCAGCAGCAGCAGCAGCAGCAGCGAGGAGGAGGAGGAGGAGGAGGAGAACGACGACGACAGCGACGACGACGACGACGAAAAUGAGGACAAUGAGGAAAAAGAGAAAGAGGAGAGCAGCGAAAGCAGUGAGGAAGAGGAAGAAGUACAGAAGAAAGAGAGUAAAGGAGUGAGGGCCGAGGACGAGGACGAGGACGAGGACGAGGACGAGGACAAGGAGCAUGCGACACUUUCGACGAAGAAAGGUUCGCCGACGAAAUCAAGGAUGAGCGGAAAGGAAGCGAAGAAUGCUCGGGAGUCAGAGCAGGGUUCAUCAACCCGCAGGAAGAGGAGGAGGAGGAGGAGGGGCAAGAAGAAAUCACAGCAGGGGAAUGGACCGGAACAGCAGGGAAGCACAGGACAGAAGGAGCACGAGAAGAAGGAGAAGCAAGAGGAGGAGAAAAAUGCUUUCAUGAAGCAGCAGAAGGAACAGAAAGCAGCAUUGGCCACUUUGGAUAAAGAGAAGAGCAACAGAGCAAACGAAUCGCGAUCGGCAAGACAACCUUCGAACAAUACAAGAGAGCAAGACAACGACAAAGACAAAGACAAAGACAAAGACAGAGGCAAAGGCAAUGGCUGCAACUCGCACUACAUCUCAGAAAACUACGAGCAAUACAAGUUUCUUCAGACAAGACCAGCCGUGGGUGAUGAGAUUCUUUUCAAGAUCGUCGAGCUUCAGGGAUGGGUACCAAAUCUUUCCGACUACAAGCAAGCAAUAGUGAAGGGUUGGAGCUCAGACAAGCAGUUUGUCAAGCUUCAAAUCAUCUUUGCGCCGGAGGUCUCCAAGAUCGUUCCCAAGUUUCGUCACCCUUCCACUGGCGAGUGGGUAGAGGCGACGGAUGCCAUGGAAGAGGAGCAGGAGCAAGGAACUGAGGAAGAGACUGAGCUUGAAUGGUCAGCACUAAAUUCUGUGAGGCUAGUGCGGAAAGCUAGAUCCCCUCACUGA
Molecule: messenger RNA, 1422 nt
Organism: Guillardia theta CCMP2712
Lineage: Eukaryota; Cryptophyceae; Pyrenomonadales; Geminigeraceae
Exons: 11
Coding region: 1-1422 (473 amino acids)
Source: RefSeq, a predicted model, not a curated record